Molecule: messenger RNA, 1470 nt
Organism: Thlaspi arvense
Lineage: Eukaryota; Viridiplantae; Streptophyta; Magnoliopsida; Brassicales; Brassicaceae
Source: the annotation of a GenBank genome assembly
UACAAGAAGAGCUUCAAUGGAUUUGUCGCCCUGUUAACAGAAGAGGAAAUGCACAAGAUAGCUGGAAUGGAAGGAGUGGUUUCUGUUUUUCGUAACGAUAAGCUGCAACUCCACACAACAAGAUCAUGGGAUUUCAUGAAGUCUGAGAGCUUCAAAGAUGAUGGAUUCGGGCCACCGCCAAGCAAAUGGAAAGGCUUCUGCGUAACAUCAUCCAAUUUCACCUGCAACAACAAAAUUAUUGGAGCAAGAUACUACAGGAGCAAUGGUGAGUUUGAGGAAGAAGAUAUCAGGUCUCCGAGAGACACCGACGGCCAUGGAACACACACAGCAUCAACAGCAGCCGGAGGACUCGUAAGCAUGGCCAGUCUGUAUGGCCUUGCUGAGGGCACAGCUCGAGGAGGUGUCCCGGGGGCUCGAAUUGCUGUCUACAAAAUAUGCUGGUCUGAUGGGUGUCAAGAUGCCGACGUUCUUGCAGCAUUUGAUGAUGCUAUUGCGGAUGGCGUUGAUAUAAUCUCUCUUUCUGUUGGGGGGUCUCCCAAAGAUUAUUUACAUGAUCCGAUUGCAAUUGGGUCCUUUCAUGCCAUGAAAAACGGGAUUCUCACCUCGGCGUCAGGAGGCAAUUAUGGUCCUAACAUUGGCACCAUUUCGAAUGUUGCUCCCUGGUUUCUCUCAGUAGCUGCUAGCACCAUUGACCGAAAAUUCUCCACCAAGGUUCAGCUGGGUAACAAGAUGAUUUUUGAGGGAAUUUCCAUCAACACAUUUGAUCCAUUGAAGAUGUACCCUAUGAUUUAUGGUGGAGAUGCAACAAAUAAAACUAGAAACUACACCGGUUCCUCCAGGUUUUGCACGGGAAACUCGCUGGACUCAAAUUUAGUGAAAGGUAAAAUCGUUCUCUGCGAUGCUAGAACUUCUGGGAAAGCACCAUUUUUGGCAGGUGCAGCUGGAACAGUGAUGCGAAGUAAACUUUUAGAUGGUUAUGCCGACUCCUAUCCCUUUCCAGCAGCUCUUGUUCGUGCCGCUGAUGGUAAUAACAUUGCCGAUUAUAUUAACUCAACAAGAAAUCCGAUUGCAUCGAUAUUCAAGACCAACCAGCUCAAUGAUACACUAGCACCAUAUGUAGCCACCUUCUCUUCAAGAGGUCCAAGUUCUAUUACAGGUGAUAUCCUCAAGCCGGAUUUAACUGCUCCUGGAGUCGAUAUUCUGGCAGCAUGGUCACAGGGGGCGCCAGUAUCAAGUGUAAAAGAAGAUAAAAGAAGGGUACCGUAUAAUAUAAUAUCUGGAACAUCAAUGGCUUGCCCACAUGCUUCUGGUGUGGCUGCCUACAUCAAAUCAUUCUAUCCAUCUUGGUCUCCUGCUACAAUCAAGUCUGCCAUGAUGACCACUGGUAUUGCCUUAAUAUUUAUACUUUUCAUUAGAACUUCAAACUUACAUAAACAAUGUCUAACUUUUGUGUUUUUUUUUCUUACAUGA